AUGGCCGUGGUAAGGGCCUUGACGGGUAAGAUAGUUAAUCCUUAUUUCGAUCGGCAGUCAGUUUAUUUAAGCGAUUUGUGCUUUUUAUUCUGUUUUACAUCAAAGUGUCAACCUUGAGCUCCUCAGUGGUUCGUAGUCAUGUGUUCUUAUCUUCCGCAUAUGUUCUAUUAAGAUUAGUAGCGACGUGUAUGUAUACAAGGAGCCAUUGAAGAUUUACCAUUUUUGCGCGGUCCGCGCAAAUGUCCAUCGUAAACUCCAAGCCCUAGUAUUCUUUUUUCGUUCGCACCCAGCAGAAUCAGUUCUAUCCUUUAGCACACAUCACGUUAACACGCUGUUUUUGGUCCUGGCCUCCUGCCUGUAAUUUCUGAAGCUUUACCCUCCAGUGUCCCUUUUCGGGAGCUCUUUCGGACCUGGGACGCAGUAUAUCCAACGGCAUAAUAUAGUUGUCUUCUCGCCUUUACCAUUGCAUUAUAAUUUGGAAACUACCGUAUAAUAAGUAAUUAACAGCGGUUGAAGACCAUCAGGCUCCCAGUUGCAAUACGCCUGUGUCCACUCGGACCCUUCCAUUUUCGAUCUGCCUGCCAACAUUGUCAUUGUCUUCCUGCCAUUAUUUGCUCGCAGCUUCAUCCUGGCCAUGUUUCCAGACAAUAAAUACAAUGAUGUUUCCCAAAAAUGCUGUUCAUUCUCUUAGGUUAUCAUGGACAUGGCCCCAAUAAUAUUGCAGUUAGUACCACACGUGGCGAUCAGACCUUGCAGACCGACAGUCUAACUGUUCCCAUCUCUAGCAAUGAAAACCGGACAUUAGCGGUCCGGUGACCACCUCCAUCCCUGGACAGACUGUCUCCAGCUAGGUUCUAGUUUGGACAGCUUGUUUUCGUCUCCUCCGAAAAGGUAGUCGUCAGAUUUAGGGAAACAGCACAGAGCUUAAGGGACUGGUGACGAUAAACGUACAAAGUCACUUCGGCUGUCUUUUCUUGAUCUGAGAUGUCCGUUCUAUCUUUCCGCAUCGAAUGCGGCCUAAAUUGAGAUUUAACUGGUGCAUUUCACUCAAAUAAUUGUCCUGUGGCAAUGAUAGUCGAAUGUCUUCAUUUUUAUCUGUCUCAUGCACACAGUUCGACCGUCGCGAACGGCGGCUUCCACCACUGUCCUGCGAGGUGACCCUUCGGUGACUUUGGGGGAACUUGGCCGUGAUGAAGCAGACUUCCUCUGCAUCUACCCAACCCUUUCCUCCCACACUUGCCAUGCUCAAAUGGCAAGUGUGGGCGCUAUAGCUGGAGAAAUUGAGCAGCUCACCUACGCGUGCUACAUACGACCUGGCCUAACUUUGCGUGUACCAAACUGUCUUUACACAGGGUUCCGGAUUAAACGUACAUGAAAACACCAGAAAGGCCCAUUGGGAAGGAACUAUUGCAGUUCGAUUCCCAGUCCUGAGAAGGACCGAGUUACCGUGUCAGUUGGUAACCCUCUGGGCCAUGACUGAUUGUGCCUUGUGACGCAUUCAAGCGCCUCAAUGUUGUAGUGAGGAAUGCGCUAAUUUGCCACGGAACUGGGUUUCCCACUGUCGAUCUCCCUCGCUCUUUAAGUUUCCAUUCAUUAGUGGCCUGUCUGAAUCAGGCCAAAUGAUGGCGAGAUUAAGCACAGUGGUUGAACAAUCUAAAUCGCCAGUCUACGAGUGUUACGCACGACCUGCUUCCUUCGACACAUGUACCAAGCCACACCAAAGGACACACAUUUCACGCAUGCGAAACGAUAACAUUCUCACAUGCGAAGUCUCACCCAUAAUAACGACGUCGGCAGAUUUCAUGGCGUUCGUUUUGUAUGAACGCUGUUUGAUGUGCCCCUAGAAGGUAUCGUGCAUAAAGGGCAGUUCGUUUGUGCAGAUAGACCGAAGUUUUACGAUGGUCCCUAGGCCGUGUUAUUUUACUGCAAUUUUUUUUGCAUGUGCAUAUGGCCGAAUAGACCCAUGCGAUGGCUUACUGCACGAGGAGUGUGUACACAGGUGGGACGGAAGUGCGGCGUGAGUGUCGGCGUUCCUGACGCUGGUUUGUGGGUCUCAGUGCGAUGGAUUUGCAAGUGACCGGCUAGGCCGAUGCGUGAUUGGGGAGCGCGGUCGUAAUGGGACCGGUUGAAUUCAGUCCAUAUCGGUGGUGAAGGGGGCGAUGGUGGUGAUUGGAGACAGUAUGAAGGAUCGUUCUCAUCAAUGAUUAUGGUAGUGAUGUUUUGUGAAAUGGGUGACAGGAUGAUGGUAUUGAGUGUUGUUGAUGUUUGAGGUCUACUCCGUGGAAGUAGUCAUAUAGGCCCAAUAUUUCUUGUGGCCUCUAGCAACCUUCGUCGUCAUCUUUUGGAAUCCAUGGAUUGGCAUUCAAUCCUGAGAUCAAGCUCGAGUGGUGUGAGCAGACAACUGUAGGCCUCUUGGGCUGAUACAGUCACUCCGGCGCCAGUGAAUGAAUCCGGAGAUUGUCCAGUUUGGCACUUAGACAGGGCACUUCAACAGCGGGAAUUUGCCACUGCCUCCUUCUUCGACCCAGACUUUAGAACGAAAUUGCAUUUCUACAUUCAUUGCCUCAGCUGUGUUCGACAAACUGUAUAACGUCAAGGCUCAUUGCGAGAGGCCUGUUGGGCGUAAAUAGGGGAGUACACGUUUUGACCCAUUGACUGUGCCAGCUCCGGCAGCAUACAUCGAUCUGCUAUAACGCAUGUAAAUAGGAAACAUUCUGUUUACUGGAGUGAAGGCGUUCUGAUUAACCACCUACUCAUAGUUGAAACAGCAAACCGACAAAUGUUUGCGGUGAAGCUGGAAGAACGUAUUAAAAACGAACAACCGUCUCUGAUAAACGAGGCUCAUUAAACUUUUGACAUUGUCGCAGCGAAAACCAUGCCCAAAGCGCUGACUAAGGGGCUUGUUUGAAGGGUCAUCUGGUUUAGUCCGGCCACUCUUGUUGCGACAACGAUCGACCACGAUCAGGUAGUCUUUCGUCCAGUUAUUGCAGCUAAGGGGAGGUUUGUCUGUCGUGCUGGAUGGGAGUUGACGUCGGCGAAUAGGCGGUUGGGACAUGCCAUUGGGACACCCUUUAUAGUGUACGUAAGUCAGCCAGUAAUCGACUAGUUCCCCCUGCAAGUACCAUUCUGUCCGCUUGUUUCGAACGGGCGAACGCAACACCGUCGAUAUGAAGGGCAGAAGAUGAGUCCUCCCCCAGGUCUCCUGGGAGUCUGAAUCGGGAAUUUGGAAUUCUGACCGUUCCGUUCGCGAUUUAGCUCUACAGAUUAUAUACCAUUCGCCAGCGCCAUUUGACCCGAGCUGUGGAGCCGACUUGUUCAAUUGGACACCGUAACGCAUGUCGUAUCAGCGUUUUCGAAUAUUUCAUGCUAAGACCAUUUGAAACAUUCGUUUCUAAUCGUAGCAAGUGAAUUUCAUUAUAAUUUUUUACUUUUUUUCACGAGAAAAGAGACACCCCCAUAAUCUCGACCCAACUAAAUGCACUUAUUCAGUGAUGAUUUCGCCCGUCAGAACACCUCCGUAGACUGAAUUCCUGCUGUACCUUUCUGUACUCAGUCAGGUGAAUUUUUAAGCUUGCCCUCCGCUGUGAGGCUUUUCAUGAACUUCGGGUGCAAAUGGGUCCCCAACAGAUGCCACUUUCGUUCAUCAUAAACUAACCGAAGUCAGCGGUCGCAAGGGCAGUUACUCAGCAGCGACUCGCGGUCGUCAUACCGUAGUACCGUUAUUGGGCUUUGAAGGUAUUGAUAAGACGGUUGGUGUGCCAGACCUCAUCUUGCCGCCCCGUGCUAACGCUGUAACUGCUGGCAUAUGAUGGCUUAUAGUCGCCAGUCGCACCUCUAUCUAUUUCGCAGUUCCAUUAUCCGUGGACGUGCUGGGCUAAUAACAACCAAGCUAAUGGGCAGAUUCGUUUUCCUUUCAUUUAUUCCACUGUUUACGUUGAAAAAUGAAGUUUGUAUGUGAUACUUUGCCCCUCUUUUCUUUUUGGGCGCGCCUCCUACGUCUGCAGUCCAGAAUCCACUAGCUCUCAAACUGACGACUUCUUCGAUGACCUGAAAAUACGAAUUUUACUUUUUGUUGAGCGAGAUAAAACAGUAGAAUGAAAAGUGUCUCAAAACAAUUUCGUAAAUUUUUAGGCAGACGAUUUGCAACCAGCACUGAAUGCCAAGUAAAAUCAGUUAGUCAGUCUUAGCAAAUGGACACUUGCGCAGUAGCCUGGGGAAUGUAUCUUGCAAUAUGUCCGAUAGCUGCAAACCAUAACCAUCACUUUCUAUGUGAAAUAGACCCAAGUACCAAAAUGUCCAUACAUUCUGACACAGGAUCUACUUAUGCAUUUCUUGAAUUAUUUAUCGGCUUACGUAUUUCAGUAUUUGUAGUGAAGCAGCUAUCUACUCCUCAAUCCCAUCCGCUUAUAUUUUAGGGAACUUCACCGGCCCCGAUGAUCUUAACUUGAUAAUCGUCAAAAACACGUGUGUGGAAGUUUUCGAUGUGACUGUCGAAGGCCUAAAGCAGUUGCGUGAUGUUCCCGUUAAUGCGAAGAUCGUUUCUGCCCUCCUCUUUCGGCGAAAGGUAUUUUCUACCGUUCGUAUCUACGCUGUCAUUGCACGUCCGUAGGGUCAAAAGUCGGACUCCCUCUUCCUCCUCACUGGCAACGCUGAGGUUGCCAUCAUCGAGUGCACUCGUACCGAUAGCACAAUCGAAUUCACGACAGUUUCGUCGGGUAGCAUAGCGGUAAGUUUUGCCUUGUACCCCCAGCUCCAUCAUAUUCCCCCUCUUCAGGAUCGAAGUGCCCGUAUGAUUGAUCAAGGCAUCGAUGCAUUAGUUGAUCCGGAGGCAAGUUACAUUGUGAUUAGACUAUAUCACGGCCUCCUCAAUGUCAUACCGUUGCGUAGCCUUGGCGAUAGGGCUAACGCUUCAGAUCUGCUUGAGGGCGGCCAUUCUGCCUUGAGAGCACACAGUGUGAGAAUAGAGGAGGGCAACAUUGUGGAUAUGGCUUUUCUUCAUGGCUACAGCCUGCCCACCUUUUCCUUAAUAUAUGAGGACGAGGUGGUUUUGCACAUGAAGACCUACGAGAUAUUUGGUAGGGAGCCGGCUUUCCGCUCUGUUCCGCCCACUCUCGAUUCCAUCGAACCCGACUCGAAACUCCUCAUUCCCGUACCGGCGCCCUACGGCGGCCUCAUCUUGGCCGGUGACAACAUCAUCUGCUACCACGCUAAGGACGGUCCUCACAUAUCUCAAUACAUUCCGCAGACCAAGGUUAGUCUUGGCGUUACUGUAUUCAUCUGCUCGUUCGUUCGUGCGUCCGUCUGUGUCAUCAGUCGUUUGUUUCUACCCCUAUAGGCGAGCCAAGUUCUCUGCUACGCUCAGGUGGAUGCGAAACGCUAUCUCCUAGGUGAUAUGGCUGGUCGACUGUACAUGAUACAUCUCCUUCUUGAUGAACCCACGUCCACGGCGGGAUCGUCCUCUCUUGUACAAAGCCAGAAUUCAACCACUGCUGGUUCUCAUCGCAUCGGCUCGAUUCGUAUUGAACUACUGGGUAUGAACACAAUUUUUGUCACCCUCUUUCUCACAGGUCUACUUAGCUGACAUUGUUUGCGCAAACCGUUUGCUCAGUUGAGAGUUUUUGUCUUAUCAGUUGUGUCCACAAGCCUCCAAAUCUUUGUUUCAGAGUUUCUUUCUCUUACGAUUAACCCAGUCUUCCGGGCUCAAUUGUAUUCUGGUUUUGCCAAUUAUUGCUUCGAGAAGACUACCGUCAACGUUCCCUUUACUUGACGUUAUAUAAUGUUUAGAACUUUAUUAUGAUUGCUUUCUUCUAGUACUGAAUACUAAGUAUGGACAGAGAUGGUGUUAAAAGUAUAGCAGCACUUUUUCAGGUUCACACAGCCUCUGAUUUUCUCAACUUGGAGCUUUAGAACCAUCAGCCAAUGAAAAGGCGAAAGUUAUGCUUAUCUCCUUCAACUUUCACUUUCCCAUCCUUACACGCCUCGGUGAAGAGCCGGACGUAGGGUUGCCUUUCUCGCCCUGCCAUCGCAGUAGUUAUUUUCAGUGCGGCAGAAUACACCAGAUGAUUAAUAAAAGUUGCUGGGCACAUUCUGCCGAAUCUUGGAUAUAAACUCGGACCCAUCUCAAAUUGCCCAGUAGGCAUUUAUUUGGCCGUUUGACAAGGCAAAGUCAACGAGAUAUGUUAAAUUUAAUGACGUCAUGAAAUUUUGCGACUUUCAUUUAACUGCGUACGGCCAUUGCAUAUUAAUAAGAUAAACUCCUCACAAAAACGGCAUACAAUCUGUAGGCCUGAAUGAGUUCUUCGGUGCAGUAUCUUGUUAUAUCUAGCAGAACAGAGGUGAAGAGCGAGACUGUAUCGAGUGAAACCAUUAUCUCGUCCGUCGCAACUCUUACUCAGUUUAAUCUGUCAAGGAACUCAUUUGAAUCUUCAGUGGAAUUCUCAGAGUUCUUUGUAGGCGGAAGUUGUUGGUGAACUAGCCUUCUGGAGAUUUUGUAGUUUGGUGCACCAAUUAAGGAAACUAUCGGCCGCAGUGGAGUACCCGUUUCGUGAGCUCCAGGAAGUCCAUGUAUCUUGGCAAUUGUGGGUUUAUCCCUAAUUUAAGGAUUUGACAAGAACUCUGAGAACUUCAUUAAAAAUUCAAGUGAGCUCCUAGACAGAUUAAAUUGAGUGAGAGUUGCAACCCACAAGAAAAUGGUUUCACUCGAUAUGGUCUCGCACUUCGCCUCUAUUCUGCUAGAUUUAGCGAAACGCUGCACCGAGGAACUCCUUCAGGCUUAUUCCACAGAUAUGCCUGCCGAAACUUUGUCCCCAACAUUUCCCUUAUCAAACAAUGCCAUCGACAACUGAGGGAUGCGCCUAUGGGCUCGCCUAUAUAUCCGGCUUCCUGGCGGGAACCAUUAUGCAGAAAUUGAAAAGAAAAAUAAAAACGGAGAAUGCUGAUUUGGCAUGUGAAUGGGCAUGAUGUGAAGGGGAGGAAAGUUGUCUAGAUGGUCGAAUUCGGGUUACAACGCAACCUCUUCCAGCGGGAUUAUGACUGCACAGCUUGGAACACUGGUCAUGUGGGGGCGGGGGGGGGUGGGGGGGCGAGAGGAGGAAAGAGGUUAUUUCCGUCAUCAGCCGCGGUAGUACGAGGUGACGCAGUUGUUUACGUAGUUCUGGUUUUCCGAUCCGUGUUGCAGCGGCUUCUGAAAAGCGCAUGAGACACCUAGUGGCCCCCCGAAGUAGGACUUUACAUGCAAUCAUUGGGUCCUAAAUAGCGGUGGUGGGUUUGCCGCAUAAUAGUUCUUUUUGGUGUCUAAAUGCAUCAUGCAUAUCUGCAGCUCGGUCGCGUCGCUAUAACAUUGCUCCCUGCUCCAGGAAAAACAUAAAUUCUGUCAUGUAGAAGUAUCAUGUCACUUGUUCGACAUUAAAUAACCGGAUUUGUCGGCGGAACAAGAAUUGCUUCUUUCAGUAGCUUCCUUCUUAAAUGCUGUAAAUCAGGCACACCGCCUAUCGAGUUCACAUUGGAGAUGGAGACGGCCGAUUUGCUGCUGUUUUUGGAUGUCCUAAACCGGAGACCUGAUGGCAGCAUCCGAAGGAGCGGCUACCAAAAGAAGACUUGGUCUGAACAAGAUACGAACUUCGGCAGUUCCGUGCCCUAAACAAAAGCGAAAUCUAGUCCGGUGUUUGACGUAAAGGGCUAGAAAAUUUUUUUCGGCAGGAGGAGGUUCUUAGAAAGAUCCGAGACUUGCUUCGCGAAAACGGGUAUCCUGAUGGGUUUAUUGCAAAGAAUAUUGCCCGGCGACCAGAAUAACCCACCGCACUGACUGUCAAAAGGAAAUCGUCGUUCCUCAAAGUCCCAUUUCAAGAGGAUGCUGCGAGUGAACCCUUAAGAAGACACCUUGUUCAACCUGUCUCGCGGACCUCCCCAGCAUCAAGGAUUUAAAUUUAUUCUUUACUAUCCUUAUUUUACGCAGACAUGGUAAGGAUAGGUUGCCAUCUCAGACCACUUCAAUGUGUAUUUACUCCUUCACUUGCUCCUGUGGAGCAGGUUAUAUUGGUCGCACGAGUCAGCACCUAACCAAAAGGAUACCGGAACAUCUCCCGGCAUGCCUGGGAAAAGCAAUAUUAGGAGCAUAAACAACGCCAUUCUCGUACAUGUUGAUUCCGAGCAUCAUGCGAACCCCAACGGGACGAUUUAUAGAGUCCUAUCGAGCUACCCUGAGCUACUGGGCCAGCGCCUGUUAGCAACAGCAGAAGCGGUCGCUGCCAAGUUACGAAAGCUGGUUUUGUGCGCUUAGAAGAACCUCGUUCAGGCUCCGCGCUUACCGUGGUCAAAGGUCGACUAACUACAUGUAACUCCCCGAGCCCUUCCGCUCUCACCCCCCUGGCAUCGACAUUUAUUCCCUUCCACUUAUUUCCAUAACCCGCGUGUGUUGAAAGACCAACUUUAGUCGAUUUCUCUAAUCACUGGUAUGUUUUGCUUGACCCCAUUCCAAUUAAGUGUAUUGGCCUGACAGGAAUUUAUCGAAAGCAAACGUAUGCCCGCCAACCAGUCUUCUGUGGAACUUACCAUUCUCAGUCACUUCGUUAUUUCGACUGACACUUAACACAUUUAGGGAUCCUCGUGAGGAUGCUCAACACAUUCAUAAUGAUUAUCCUGGAGUACCUUAGUUAUUUGUGCCACCAAUUUCUUCACAAAUUUGGUAAACCAGACAUUAAUGGAUCACUUUUAAGGAGCUUCAUAUCUAACCUCUUCCUUUUACCCAUACGUAGUGUUACCCGUCACAACUAAUUAUCCGCAGAAGUUUUUUUCCGCAUAUUUGACGACUUCUUUCCCCACAUUGAUAGGCGAGACCGUGAUCCCGGAGUCCAUUGUCUACUUGGACAAUGGCGUGGUGUUUGUCGCCACCUUCCUUGGAGAUUCCCAGUUGAUACGUCUUAACCCCGACCUGGAGUCUGAACGUAACAGUUACAUAACUGUACUGGAGCAGAUUACCAAUAUUGGACCGAUCGUGGACAUGGUGCUGCUGGAGAGCAAAGGCCAGAAUCAACUCAUCACCUGUUCGGGUGCUUACAAAGAGGGCAGCCUGCGCAUUAUUCGUAGCGGUAUCGGCAUUCAGGAGCAUGCCAGCAUCGAUCAAGAACAGAUAAAAGGUGCAGUCCUGUUUCCCUGACCAGUCCCACGUCAUCUACUGUGGUACUUGAUUUUUCCCGACCACCUGCUUCACUAUCAUUGUGAAGGCAAACACUUGUGGUGCUGAAACUACCAGUAGCCUUCUUGUCCUUUAGCAAAUCUCCCACCUUGAAGAGUCUUGGAUUAUAUUUUCGACUGUUGUUUCAGGUGUUUGGUGCUUCCCUUUCGAAUCCCCGUCAGUUGAUGAUUCCAUUGUGGUUUCGAUGGUUGGCCAAACCCAGUAAGUAUGCAUCUGUAAUCCUGUUUUUUUAAUGCGAUUUACGCUCGUAAUGAGCAUUCUUACCAUUGUUUACCACUCCCAGCGAAACGUACCACCUCAGCCAUACAAUCCAAAUCGGUAUUAAAGUUUAUAUUUCAAUGGAGGCCCUACUAGUAUCUUAUCUCUUUCUAAAGUAGGAAAUACACGCCUGUUUGGGUUAGCCCGUCAUCAUCGGACAGGUCAACCUCAUCAAAGUCCGAACAGUCCAAUUAGGCAAUGCUGCCCGUCCUCACCCUAUCUUUUUUAUAUCUGCCUCCUUCCCUUCAACUUAUCUUCAUUGUCGACUUGAUUCCUACCCUGGCCAGGUUAGUGGGGCCCGGCAAACCUACCUGUUCCUCUCCAUAACCCAGCCUCGAUACAAUCCUCACGCUCGAGCGUGUUAUAUGCUUGCAAACGACCGUUCAGUUGCUUUUUGUUACCGAUAAAGCGUUAAUAUUUCUGUAGAAAAUCCCUAGUACUACUAAAGUCGACUGGGUUAAUUGCGUAUAUCAGUUAAUUUAAUAACUUAUUUCCGCAUCCUGGCCUUAGGCGCUCUUACCAGUACGCAAACGCUAAGGACGGACUUACUGUGUUCUCUUAUCUGCGCACAAGUCCACUUUCGUCCUGGACUAUACCACAGACCUUUUUCAUUUUAUGCCGUAUUUGUAUUUCUCUAUUGUGCGCUUAUAACAUCAACGUUUACGCACUUAGAUGCAUCUCUAGCAGAAUCGACGCAUAUUUUCCCCCUCUACGGUCUAAAAGACAUUCUUCUGGAAUUUUCGGUUCGCUUAAGCAACCUGCAAGCGUGGCUUUAGUAAACAUGCAACAGUUGACAAAAUUAAUGACAUAUUUGUGGUUUUGCGAACUGUCUCAAAUGGUUCAGAAACCGCCACGGGUACACCAGACAAAAACGCACGAAAACUAUCUCCAAUAAAACGAAGGCAUGGGAAGGUAGUGAGGGUAACAUCAGGUCCUUGUCAAACAGUACUUUUUGAGAAAAACGUAAAUGUUGAAAAUGUAAGCAGUGGAUUUUGUAAAACAAAAGAGGGUGCCGAAAAUGGAUAAGCAAAGGUAAAUAUGAACAAUAAAGUUCGAAACAGAGGCUUCCCAUUAUCCUUCAGUUAUUCUUAUUUGCUCGAAUAAGGGAUGGAACAGGCACUAUAAUAGCCGUCCGAUCUGUUUCAGUAUUAUGCAUAAUUGUCAAUAGACCGCUGGGAACCAUCCUCAAGCAUGCCUUGCUGUUAUUUUUCAGCAACCUAAUACGACAUCACGGUUGCAUAUAUGGCACUCGUCUAAGACUAUCAAGUGGUCAAAACGCGCCGAGUAAGGGCCCGGAUCGUGUGUGGCACACGUAGACGGACCUUUUGGCCUUCUCACUCAGCACUCCCAGUUCCGGUCGCUUUGAUUUUACCACGCCAUAGGACCGCAAUGAGUGUGGGAAGAGAGAGAGAAAUAGAUAACGUGCAAGUGUACUUCACUGUAAACAAGCUUACGCACUAGUCAGGUUUGUGUGCACUUUGUGAGGGAUCGGCAAACCUCCUUGCUUACUACGGUCGGACCAUCAGUUUCGUCUCUAGAGUGGUUCAGUGAACAGCACCGCCUCAAUUCCGCCUUUUUAAUGAGCAAAACAACGCAGAUGUCAGCCGAAAAUGCCGUGUUGCCUACUCUGAAUUUGUCACUGCUUUUGGCGGAUUCAUUUCACCCGCUAAUUUGCACACACCUCUGACGUUCUGCACUGUUUGCUUUAGACUUCUGCGAUUGUCAGAUGAUGACAUUGUUGCCCUUCAUCUGGAGGGCUUCAAAACGGACGAGCAGACAGUUUACUGUGCUAUUCUUACGCCCUCGACCGGAGUCAACCCUGGGACAGAUGCUGCGGCAGGGGCGACCUCUACUCCCCAUCCCCUCCUCUUGCAGGCCACGACGUCUGGCCUGCGUCUCAUUGGCAUUCAACAGCUGCUCGGAAGGGGCUGUCUGUCCACCUGGACACCUCCCACCGGACGCAGUGUUUCCUGCCUCUCCUCCUACGGCAACCUCAUCGUGGUAGCCAGUGGCCCCGACAUUUACACCCUCCGCGUCACAGAAACCACCGCGGCGCCAGCAUUUACCGAAUUGGGGUAUGAGUCUGGACACGUUGUGCACCAGGAAACUUACUUCGUUCCCAGAUGGCCAUUUAGGAGUGUUUUAUGGCUAAACAACUUUUGAGACGGAUUCUGACACACCUUGUUCAAGUCGACUGACCUACGCCUAGCGAAGAAGGAAUCAUUCUGGUGUCGGAUCUGCCUAAAAGUCGUUGAUGCGUGCCUGUUCAUUCUCAGGUCUUUUUUUAAGUAGGGUGCGUCCCUCCCAAAAAAGAAAUUCUUUUGUUGAAGGUUACGAGAUUAACCUCCCCACGUAUAGACGCCUGAUAUCAUUCUUAAAGUUUAUUUUAUAAGGCAUUUGUCAUAGAUCGCAUGAUUGUUAACCAGUCAACCAAGCUACUUUUUCUCAGAACUCAACGUAUUCGCCCGUUUGUACCAUCACAGCAUGCCAGUCAAGCGUUUGAGGAAGAGCGCGUGACAGAUUUGCAAUAAAUAAUUUGCUAUUGUUUGAUUAAAAGAAACGAAAUCGAUUGCAGGGACAGCCAGUACGUCUUCAUGAUCUCUCUGACCGUCACUGGAGUUCAUCGCCAGUCCAACAGCGAAAGAUAACUGCUCAAUAACGGGACGUAGAUCGAUAUCCUUGCUUGUGGAGCUGCCAGGGAUUCAGGCUUCAAGUGGCUAUUGUCUUGCUGCCGGUCAGCCUCCGCGAGGUCGAAUUUUCGUUCUGCCUCGAGGUGUGGCAGCCAUCGACCUCUAACGGCAGGUCAUCCCUGCCCACUGUCAGUCUGUGCUCGUCGAGUGCAGCCUUCACGCGUCUUGGAAUUCGAUAAACAUCCACUCCGCGGCCAAAGCCGACGCUAGGCACUGCGACAGUACCUUUUGCGACUCUCGAAACAUCUGUUACAUGGCAGAGGACGCUAAAGCUCUUAGGCGCCCUUUUUACCGCUUUGUACGCGAGUAGGCGGCGCAGAGUUAUAGAGGUUGAGAGAUAAACGUUUCGUACGCACUGGUCACGUAAAUAAUGGACUUUUUGUCAUGACUGUUCUGGUAACGGACCUUUCAUUCCCUCCUUUUCAAAGACUUCCUAAAACUCCCAUUGUCUCCGUUUUUAUCUUUGUUGGUUUUUUCCCCUGUGGGAGAUAUUCAUGCGUGCAUGUCGAUCAGGAGGGUUUUAAGCAACUUACUAUACGGGCAACUGUGACUACAAACACUUCUACUUUUUGUUGACAUCGCGAGCAAUUUUUCCACCACUACGACUUCUACGAAGGCUUUGCUCCUUGCCAUUGCAGUUCCUCAAAACAUACGCACAGCAAAAAGGAAAAUGCCAAAAAUGGUUUUAUGAGGGAACCGAAUGUUGUGAUAGACUCUUAAGUUUGGGGCUGGAUAAAGCUAAAGAUCGUCACCCUUGGGAAAGACACGUCUGGUCCUCGUUUUUCAAUAUAGCUCCGGUGACUCACUCUGUGUUUUAAAGUUAGUAAAACUUCAGGUGUGCGGACACUAUUCUCCUUAUUAAUCUAGUUAGGAAAUAAUGGAGACUUGUUGGAUGCAUUGUUAGUCUUCGGUUAAAGUGUUGAUUUGAAACGCUACGCGGCUUACUUAACGCGCUUUCAGUAGCUAUGCGCAUCUCACGAUAAAACUGCACUCCAAAUUUUUGUUGCACGCCUUACAACUAUCUUGUCCCAAUUUUUGAUACUUUUUGACCUGCCGCGUCGCAGCAGGAUCGGCAGCUCCGGCAUCUGGUCUCUUGCUCAGCAUGAUAAUCGUAAUUGCGUGUCUUGCUCCUGGCCACCUUUUUGUAAUUUGACUCCAAGCCUGGACACUUGUCGCUGACUGUGGUUUUCUGCUAUUCAAAACACAUUCGCUUCGUUCAUGAUGACUACCGACGUGUAUCGCGUUUAAAUACACACGGUUUUGACUUCUUUCUCCCCCUGGGUACGCAAGUGCCUCGUGUGACCGCGUAAUUCUUGCUAACUCACCCAAGAACGCGUUGGCUUGCACCAUUUGACGAUAGGCCGGCCAUCUGCGAGCUGUCCGGCAUGUGCACAAGUCGUGAGGGCGUAACACCUUUCAGCGUAGGGCUGCCGCAAAAUUAACGUGCUCACCGACUUGACGAUCACACGGUGGCCGUCCACACAACGUUAGCACCCGCGGAUCUGGCUGGGCACUGCUCCGGGAAAUGCAUUACUUAUGCCGCCAUUUCAGGCCAAAGAGGUAUUACGACACGGUGAAGGUUUCCUACCAUCUACUAAGGCUUCGCCCGCAGUUGUCGCCUGAUUUAUCAGGGUCCCACUCAUUUUCCGGGCAGGAAUGGGUACUUCGUCUGUAUCACUUCUCCACAAAUUUCAGUGGACCUGCAUGGAUUCCUAAGUUCCACUCGUGUUUCGGGGUCCGCGGGAACUGACGCGUUCGUAUCUCUAUCAGGGGGGUUGGGUGUCAAUUAUGGGGGGCGCGUUUCUUUGACAAGGAGAGCAAUUCUGUAUUGUCUGCUGCAACCUACGAACUUUCAAAGACCAGGCAUCAACUCCUGGUGGUACACACCCUUGCUGUCUACUUGAUUGACACUGUCCAUCUGUCAGAAGUCUGGUUUCCUGAGCUCGUCAGCAGAGUAAUCAAUGUGCGAGAAUCAGAGGUUGUCUACCACCUAAAGUGUCCGUUACAGUGCUGUCUAUGAAGACUUUAGCCUACAUGAUGGCAUGCUCAUGCCGCACUAGCAGGCGGACAAGGGGCUAUUGUAUGAAUACAUAUUUCUGUCUGCAUUAUCCUCACACGACUGAACGGCAAUAAAAGUAUAGUUGAUGUCUGUUCCCCCAUGCUCAAAACUGAGGAGAUGAAAAAGAUCAGUGUGCCGACCGCGUUCGUGAUGCUUUAUCCCGUACAUGUUUAGGAGGCCUAUAAUGCAUGCAUCAGUAAGGUCGAUCCAACUACCCACCAUGUUUUAGGAAAUUUUACCAUCGUUAGUGGACGCGACAAUGACGACGCCUUUCCUGAUUUCGUUGAAGCUGCCCGGGUAAUUACAACUACGCUGGGUUUCAGAACCCCAAUAGACAUCUGUGUAUUUGGCGUUUUUAUUGACAUGUGGAUCCCCGCACAGAUUGGAUUGGACAGAUACAGGCCAUGACUAAUUCCCAGUGCGUGAGAUCGGGACAGACGGUGAGGAAAACUCUGGCUUGUGAUGUCUAGCCUGCGCGUGCGCCUCGAAGUGCUCACAAGGUCCACUCCACCGGAAAUGUUACAUUUUUACAAUGAAACAGCCAACCUCCUUCACUAGAACAUUACUAACCGUCUUGUUUUGCUCGACGACCAUGGCUCCCAGCCACCCUGUGUUUUCCGUAGAAUGGGCCCUAUUUAGGAACGUCAACAUCAAGACCUCGCUCUUCUAUGCUGGUUGCAGCGGACACGAGCCUAACCACGGUGUAUUGACCGUCAUCAUUCAGUUGGCGGGUAAUGUACGGCGCGCUCGGAUCACUGAGGCCCCAAAUUCAGAGCGCAGCAUCUUUGGACGGCGUGGCCAGUGAGAGCCGACUAAAACUGAUCUUGCCAGAAAGUUGCGCCGGAAUUUGGCGAGCUCCCACUGCUGGCGACAAAAGAAAGCUCCAGCAAAUUUUCGGCGUUCAUUAAGGUGCAAUUCAGCGGCCCACGAAACGAUCAAAGUAGCCAUCAAAUGACUCGCACUCCGAUGGCUCGAAAGAAACUGACAAGUGCUCAGCUCUGAGGUUUCUUUACACCCCUAAAGGCGUCUUACCGUGUAACACCGUUUUACGAAUUGUAUAGAUCACCCCCCUUGUAGGGGGCAUCCAUUUUAUGCACAGUAAACCUCACCAUAUGAACUUCUGGAGGACGCAGCCCUGUUUUUCAGUUGAUGGACAGUAUUAUUGCUCCUGGUCUCACCGACACUUCCUUUAUAAUUUGCCCAAAAUAUGGCGUUUUCUGCGCUUUUGCAUCUGCACCCUUGCGUACGUAACAACAACUGGUUUAUAAUUAUCACAGGGCGAAAUCUGUGAUGAUUUGUCGCGACUCCAUGCCGACCACAUCGUACCCUUCGUUGUCCCUUAAUUUGUUGUUGAAGGCUCCUUGGUUGUUUGAUUUCCAAGACCGGCUCUUGCCCAGUCGGGCGUUUCCCAAAGAUGCGACUCAGUGCCUAGUAAGAAUUGUAAGGAACGUCGAAGUAAGAACCUCCUGUAUUUUACCCAUAACUAUCCCAAAAGUGAGACUCAAGCUACCUGUUUUCCGGAGCUGUGGACAAAUGCAACUUCACCUUUCAGUUUUUGCUCUCUUAGAGACUUGCAUUCACAUAAAUUUUCAAAACCUGUCGAUUAAAUCAUGUGAAUAGCAUUCGUGCCUAAAUUCUUCUCCACAGACACAAGGUUCUGCCUCAUGAAGUGGCCUGCAUUGACAUGUCCCCCUUCGACAGGACCAAGUUAUUGGCCGCCAACCAACUCCGUUCCCCAAGAUCACAGUUACAGUCCCCUCAGUCAGUGAGUAUGCAUUCAGCCGAUGAGAACCUUGAGACCUUGUUCUGCAGUGAGCCGCAGUACGCCGCUGUGGGUCUAUGGAUGGGUCAUGGACUGGCACUGCUACAAUUGCCGUCCCUGGAAGUUGUUCAUUUGGAGCCACUGCCUGAGACAACAGCCUCCACUGGCACCGCAGUGCUUCCGCGCUCCAUCCUCAUUUCCCAGCUGAACGACACUGCUUUCCUGUUUGCGGCUAUGGGCGACGGAGCCCUCUAUUACUACACUAUCGACUUCAAUGCGGGUAGGCUGUGCUUGGUGUUGAGGUGUUCUGAUCGCAAGGCAGGAACUGACAUCUGACUUUGUGCCUACUCUUCUCCCCUUUCAGAAAACAUCGUUCUGCGCGAUGCCAAGCGUGUCAAUGCUGGUACAGGGCCAUCCAUGUACCUCAGCCAGUGGCGUUCACACAACAAAAAUAACGUGUUCGUCUGUUCCAACCAUCCCUGCAUUGUGUACUCCGUAAAGAAUAAACUUGUCUUUGCGAAUGUGAACUUGAAGGAAGUCGGGUGGAUGUGCCCCCUAAACGGCUCCUACUACAAAGACUGGUACGCAUUUGUUAUCCAUGCUGUUUUUGCAUUACUCGGUGUUAAGUUCGUCUGUCACAAUGGACUGUCAUCACAGCCGUCCUAACAACAGCACAGGGGGGCGACUGACUCACGAACUACACUAUGGUGAAACAGACUGGUGAACUGAUGCUUAGGGGAUGGAAGAGAGAGAGAGAGAGGUCGACUCUGUGGACUCUAUCCCCACGGCACUUCAGGGAAUUCCCCCACUGUAAAUAAUCUUACGCUCCCUCAAACUGUCACAAUGCGCAAAACGCCGUGAAUUGGAAGGCUGCCCACUGACAUAAUAACUCGGUCCUCUUGUGACGGAAAAGCCACACUGCAAUGGCUUCUUCAUACUAUGGCCUGUAUGGCACUUCCACUUUGUUGGGAUCCGAUCUGAUCCGUCCCGUUCUUGCUUUUGUGAAAACCUGAUCCACAGUGCGCAGACGGGCUAUUUAACUUUGUCAGUCACUGCUCCUGAUCCGACCUCCAGUCUUCCUGGCAAGACGGAGUCAAGAUGGUUGGAGCCGAGCACGAGCACUGACUGACGAGACUGAAGACACGUUUACACACACUACGCGCUUUCGGAUCCCUAACUCAGUACGUAGCAGGCUUCGAUGAAGAGGAUCAUCUCAGGUAUUCUAUGAGUGAAGUGCAAUAACAUGCUUGAGUCCUAAGAAGGGCAAAUUGUCUCGUCAGCUGACUAUCUUGUACGCCUCGAUUGUUAGCGCGUUGGGAUAAUUUUAAAGUGCAUUUUGUUUGGUUUUGCAGCCCCACUUGAUUGACACCGUAUGGUUAACUUACCAAAGCAUUCCUUACUUAGCCACUCGCCGAAUUAGGAAGGGAAAGGGAGCGCAAGCGGAGCUCGAAGCACGCGCAGGGGAGCAAGUGAGGCUGGUGUGUACACUCCCCCGAUACAGUCACUUGCUGGGCUAAGAGAAUAAGGAGGGCGCAAUCACAAGUGGAAGACCACGGAUGGAACCGCGUGGUAAUUCGCAGUGCAUAGUCACUGUGGUGGAACCGACGGAGUUCCGCACCGUACAAACAAUUCCAUUAGCAAGUCUACUUAGCCGCUCGCUGGAUUGAGAUAAUAAAGAGAGUGCAAGCAGGGCUCAAAGUACGCGCAGGGAAGCGCACGUAGAAUGAUACCUGAAGUAACCGAGGGUGGCGUAUAAGUACUCCCUUCCGUGACACAAUUACUCGGUGGAUCAAAAUAGUAAGGAGGAUGUAAAUACGUGAUAUUUGUAAAGUCGGCUUAUUCUCAUCUACCGAUUUUUUUAGAAAGCCAACCAUAUGAUAUCACUUCAGUGGGGCUGCAGGACCAAACCUCACCGAGGAAACUAAACGUUGGACUCCAACCCAGUCGAUCGGCCCCUUCUCUGUCCCAUACCAGUUAGGUGUCCGCACCAGCCCGGAUGGAAAUGAGAUUGGACGCAAUAGUUGUGCGACAUUAAGCCCUCCCUCUAGCGCGUGGCACAAGUCCCUUUAAACAGGAUCCCUAAGGUGCGGUUUGGUGCACUGAAUCCCAGAAAUCUUCAGGGGAGGAUGUCUGUUUUGCCGCUCUUUUAUGCCAUUCACAGAAUGGAUGCACGUUCAUAAAGAUAGGAAAAUCUUGGCCUCAGAAGGUAAAGCCAUACACCAACUUUCUUUUCGGUGUAGCCUUUUACUGAGCCUUCGUGCGUUUCAGUGACUUACUGACGGACUGAGGGUCUACCACUCCAAAUUUCAGGUGUUGUGUCCUCCUAGGAAAUAUCAGACCAUUACUGUCAAUCCUAAACUGUGCUUUCGCGCCUGUUUGAGACAUGGACAUUUCAGAGGCAACAGGAAGGCGGUGAAGUCUGCCCCGUAUAGGACUUAACUUUGUAAAAUCCUUUGUGCGAUCGAUCGUUGUUUCGUGUCAUGUUGCAUUUUCUGUACGAGUUUUGACGGGCCCCAGAAUGAGGAUUUGUAUGGCGUGUUAUCGGCGUCUAGCUUGGCGGACAGGGUGCAUGAUACUCGCAGAGAUGGACAAUGACUUCCAUAGAUUCGCGGUUGCUCCAAACGCUUGCCUGCACGGGCGUCAUUUCCUGUAAAUCCCCGUCUGUCGCUCGGCUUCCAUCUGUGACCCCAGAGAGAACUUGAUGAUCACCGUGGCCUCACACCUCAACGGCUGCUUUGACAGCCGGACUGGGCUAGCAGCCCUAUUUCUCCAAUUUCGAUGGCUUGGCGUAGGUAGGAAGUAGCCGGGCUGUGUCGUUUGCAGAGCAGUGUUGUCAGGCUGGUCAUCACGCCAAAGUUGUCCUGUGCGUGCCACCGGAAUAUGUCCUGUCAAAUAGGAGGAGGCGGGGCCAAUGCUCUGCAACCACAAGUUGCCUCUGCCAGUUUGUGCCCACCUAACCGCAAAUUGAUGAAGAUAACUAUCAAGGUAAACCAACUAUCGUCCGGUCGCCACACGCGCGCCUACGUCAGUUUGCCACCCGCUGGGCAAGGUUUGAGUGGAAGAGGAAGUGAGAGCAGGUCUCGUUCGCAGCCACCCACACAUUGUGCAGUAAGUCACGACGGUUAAAAACAAGGCCACUUGGCUUUACACGCCGUUGCUGACGCAGCCUACUUAUUCUGAACAAAGACGCGACCCUCCAGUACUCAUCAGUGCUCCAUCUGCCACUUUUUUGGAACUCUGCUCACUCCCUUGGGGGUUAAUUUUUUGAUCUGCUUUGAGUUUGUACUUCAAUCAGGUGCCGUUUCAUAUUUUACAUCUUCUUGAUUCGCAUCCUGCCAUUCCGCUUUUGACAACGAAUUGUACUUUUCCAGCAUCUGCCUAGUGACUCCAGGCGGUUUAAUCCUGGGUUCCGUGGAUGAGAUCCAGAAGUUGCACGUUCGCAGUAUUCCACUGGAAGAGACACCCCGUCGUUUGGCCCUGCAGUCUGAGACCGGUAGCCUGGGUGUCAUCUGCAAUCGACAGGAAGUAUUCCAAGAGGGCGUUGGCUUCAAAGCUGUCCGUUCCUCUGCCUCCCUAUCCACCAAAGUUCCAAAAACACACAGUUCGGUUCCGAAAACUGUUCCCUGUACGUUCCCUCCCGUUUGCGGGUUCCUAACGACUUUUCUUCCUAUGUAUCCGGCUCUUACUGUAAGUAGCCCUUUCUGUCCUUGCUCAUUAGAUUUUGUUGAUUCCGUUGAUUUUGUCUUGGUCCGCCUUAGACUGGCGGUUGUUACUUUACCCUAAUCUAGUUCCUGGCUAAGAUGAGCCGGAAUUUGAGCGGCAGACAAUUAACCAAAAUCCUAAAAUGUGUUUUACAUUCGAAAAGAAGACUUAAGUGGGGCUGUAAUAUCAAUGGUCAUGCAGCAGAAUCCUAAGAUAUUUCAGUCACGUCAGUAUGCCAGCUGUUGAUCGAGCUUCUUCCCGACCGUCUGCAAAAACUACACCGUAGAACAUGACUACUUAAGCAGUAGGAAUUUUUCCCACUGAUCUUUUACGCCCUUAUAAAUUCAAUUACAUUUCAUAGAAAGCAUGCGUAAAAUAUUCGGUCUCUUACUCAUUUGGUAACCAAUUAGGUCCUCUUUGCAUUUUAUGCUUGAAGGAGGAGUACAAUUCGGUUUUUGAAAAAAACUUCAAUUCCUAAAUGACCAUGGGCCCGACCUGUCGUUACACUUGCAUCCAAAGCUUCCAAACCACAAGCUUUAUAUUUUCCAUGUACGGAAAAUCUUACACUUCUAUACGCGAUUAGGAAGAUGCUAUAGGGGUUUACAAAAUUUUGCGGUGGAUUUUGACCAUAUUCUUUACUUUACAGGCAAUAUUAGUAAACGUAGAAAUGCCGUCGUGUGGAAGGAAACAGGAUCGCUGGAACAAGAGCUUUAUUCGCUUGACGUGUCAGAUUUUUGCUCGAACCCACCAUCAGAGACAAGAGCAGAUGCAGUGUCUUAGAAUGGGCAUUUCACGGUAUUAAAACUCUCAUAAAUAGGAGCUUUUCCAAAACUGAAUUAUCCUCUUCCGUCAAGAAUAAGAUUUAAAGAAGACGCAUUCUUCUGCCAAAUGAGUAAAAGAACGAGUAUUUUACGCAUGUUUUCCAUAAAAUAUAUUUGCAUUUAAAAGGGCAUUGGCAAUCAAUUACUAAUUAAGCAGUCAUUUUCUACAAUGUAGUUUUCGCAGGUGGCCGGAAAGAAGCUCAUUCCAAAGCCAGCAUCCUGACUUAACUGAAAUAUCUUAGGGCCCUGCUGCAAGAUCACUGAUCUCACAACCCUACGCAAGUAAUCUAUUCGAGUUGAAAACACAUUUCAGAAUUUCGGAGGGAAGGCAAAAUGGAGCGACUGCGCCCUCCCCCUCCUGCAAUUAGGUCGGAUUGGUUAGCUCCCAUACCGCGUGAUAGCGGACGUCUCACUCGUCCUUUGUAAAUCUCUCUCGCUCUCUCACUUUGGCUCUCCUUUAACGGAUCUUCACGUAUUUGCAGCCUGUGUGUCCACCACGAUGCCAAAGUUCCGCGACAUCGAGGUCUCCUCCCUGCUCAUCUACAAUCAGGCCAACCUGGAGCUGCAGUUUGCGCACACCUUCUACUUUAGCAACUCCCUGCUAGAGACCGCCAUCAGCAUCGCCUCAAUCAACCUCGAGGCCAAGAACACUGUAGUUUAUGCCGUCGGUACGGCGCUCAUCGUGAAGGGCGAAUACGAGCCGACUAAGGGUCGUAUCCACCUGUUCCGCUGGGAUCCAGAAAACUCCCGGCUGGAGACCCUGUUGGUGCACGACGUAAAUGGUGCUGUAUACCGCAUCAUCGACUUCAACGGCCGUAUCCUCGCGGGUAUCUCGAGCUCUGUAAGCAACAUCCUGUCAGCGCGUUUGACAUCAGGGUCUGAAUUUUGUCUAGCGCCGAUUCCUUUAGGGUUUUCUUAGGACCGUUGAGGAUUUGAGUGGUUGCGAACGCUGGAAAUGACAAAACGAAGAAGGGUCUUUGGCGUGGUGCUAUAUACCGAGAGCUUGCAAUUCGCAAGACGUUGCUCCUCUCAAACAACCUUUUGUAAAAUCCAAGAGGACUGUAAAGGGAAUUUUUUUGAAAAAAAAUCAGUUUGAACAGACUGUAACUGUCCUUUUUAUCUCAGUCCGCCAUGGGCCACCACAAACUGGAAGGGCGCUAUAUCUGCGCGAAUCUAACGAAUUUCACCCUGUUCGUUAUCUACUUCCUCGUUCGUCAUGUCUUUUGAUUUUUUAUUUCCUUCGUCAACACUGUUUUCUCUCUCACUAGGUCCGUCUGUUUGAUGUGAAAGAUGACAGCCUCCGUCUCGCCUCAUCCUUCAACGAAAAUAUCACUGUUCUUUUCCUGCGAAGCAAGGGCGACUUCGUUCUGAUUGGAGACCUGAUGCGUUCACUCACCCUGCUCCUCUACAAAUCCAACAUGAAUAACUUCGAGACGGUGAGUCGCAAUUACUCUCUAAGCUGCUUUACGGGGUACAUGUUCAAGCUGUCACUUCCUAUCCGAGAAAGUUAUCAAGAAAGCGCAAUUUCUUCGAUCAUUAGAAGUGAUCAAGACUCAACUCUCACUUCUAAUCAAUUUACAUACAUGGAAACCAUGAAUCAUCACUAACCUGGCGUGCCUGGUAAAUUCUGUCUGGAAAACUACUCACUCAGUCAGUUAUGCUGGGCUACUGAGGACUACGCAGUAGGUUGAAUUAUUAGACGUGAAGUAUUGCGAUGAAGAUUGGGACGGCUCAAUUCCCAGCCCGUUUGUAAUACUUCUUUCUCGUAACCCUGCAGUCAACCGUAUUCCCUACUUAAAUCAAAAUUGGGCAAUGAGCGCCAGUACAGUUUGGCUCUGAAUUGAUCAAUCUUAACCCCGAAAUGACUUUUGCUGCAAGUUUUACUCACCUACUUAAAUGCAGAUACUGGGACGGAUUGCAUCCAUAGUCAAUUUUCAUAGCACAUCAAUUUCACUUCAUACAGGCAGACCUGAUUCUCACUAUCGUACACUUUCGGUUAGCUUUAAAACAGAAACUGGACUCGAAAGAAGAAGAAUAUGCGAUCACUGGAACAAGAAGUCUAGUGUCUUGAUGUUUUGGAUUCUCACUGAAACCCAUCAUCAGAGACAGUCGCAGAUAAGAAUAGUGGAGGCACAAGGACCGCAGUAUUUAUAGUACGUACCUGCCGUGGGAUUAUGUGCGUACUACAAUUAAUGCCAUGAUGGCCUAUCAGCCCGCGUUCUAGUCGUUAAUGGCCGCGAUUUCAUCAUCCGUGUUGAAUGUUGCAUAAUGAUUACUCGGCAGUUUGGCUUGCUGUAACUGGCGUCGUUGCUCGCCCGUAUUUAUAAGUCAAGUAAAUAAAGCAUCGUAGUUCGUGAAUUUACUACGGUCUAAUUGCGUGCGAGUUUUGAAUUACCGUUGUUUGAAAGACGAAGUAUAGUUUAUUUGAACAUGCAGGACUCAAUUUCGGAAAUAUAUGGAAAUGUAGUCCAAAACAGUUAUCUGCUAGGCCUUCAAAAAUUUAAAUUAUAGGUAAGCCGUGUUUUGAAUUCCCACAGAAUUAGUACCACACACUCCUCAAUCGGAACUAAACCACUACUCAAACUGUGUUAAGCAUCAAAUGUGAUUAAAGUUACAGUUGUGUCGCUGACGAACGAGCCAACUUAGCUAACGACAUGCAAUCGUCGAAGUAUAUCUGGUUGCCGACAACAAGUGGGAUUUUCGAUUAUAUGCGCAGACUCGACCACUUUAAAGCCUAUGCAUAGCUGUUUGUACGUACAUGUUAAUAGGCGGUAUGCUAUUACCGAUAAAGACAAAGCAGGCUGGUAAUAACCUACUGCCCAUAUCAUGCGCCGCUGUGCGGCUGCUAGUUGGGCUCGAGAGAGAGAGCCCGUAAGGCACAACGGAACGAGUGAGUUCCGUAAGAACGAUCGGUGAACGCCCCUCUACCGUUGUACCUGUUAAUGUCAUUCAGAACUAUCUUUUACUUUAUGUUCUCUGUGCCCCCCUGUCCAGGUUGGUCGCCACCGCUGUCCGCGUUGGACGACAAGUGUUGAGAUCCUCGAUGAUGAGCAUUUUCUCGCUGCAGAAACGGAGGGGAAUAUCUUUGUGGUGGCUCGUGAUGCACCCGAAAAUACAAAGGAACCUAGACUCGCCUGUUUACUCGAGCCACCGACUCCGGUCGCUAGGUCCACUUUUCAGGGCCAUUCCGCCUCCGCCGCUGCCACCAGCACUACUGCAGCUGGCGCCGCCGGCGCUGGCUCUGCCACUGCUGCUGCUGCCAGAGGCGACACAGUCUCCGGAGACUCCUCAUCUGAUGUCCCAACGAGCGCCGCCCGCAUCGGUCGCAGUCGAACUGAACAUCCGAUGGGUCCCGGAACCGGUUCCGAGGAGGGUUCUGUCUCAUCCGUCAGUGAGAUGCGCACCUUGGUCGACUGUGCCUACAUGCACAGUGGGGACUUUAUUAACACUUUCGUCCGCGGUAAGUUUUUCUUACUGUGUGCGCUUUUGUCGUGUCUCAGUUGUGCCCGCCUCAACCCAAACAGCGAAGGUGCAGCGGGGCCUGGGGCGGUCCUAGUGUAGCGACCGAAGACGUCGAGGAUGACACUUACCGAGUCAGCAAGGCAUUAAAAUUAUGUCCUGGCUAAGACCGAUCUGGAUGGAGUUUUCAACGCGUCGCUACACUCAUCCAUGCGAACGGGUUAAAGAAAAUUAGAUGACCAUAAAUGCAUAGUGGAAACAGAAGGAAACUGGGUAUAUAUGAUGGUUAAUUGUACAAAUAAGAUGAGUUCCAGCAGGGUGGGGUGAUCUGUCUGGAUGGAGAGGUCACACUGACACACCUGCUAGACAACCGGUGGGGAGCGCAGCGCCGUGGCGGCAACCAUAGGAGAAGGUCGUAGGAGGUGCCGAUGUAGGGAAAGAGAGAGUUGCGACGAGUUGUGAGAAGGGAGAUCACGGCAGAUAACGAAAGGCACCGGCUGUUUUCACCGACACGCAGUUACACAAUCAUCAUCCUAGAUCCGCACCGAAAGUGUGCAGUUCAUUCAAACAACCCUAUACAGCUCGUGCGGCGUCGAGUAAAGAGACGGACAACCACAUGUCCCAUCAGCAUUCAACUUUCCAAGCAGUCGCAAUCACCGGUGAUAAUAUUCCAUCCAACAAUUUCUAGAUAGGUAUGCGUAAGGUUGACGUUAACUGACGAAAAAUGCAAUGAGAUGAUUUUUAUGCUGAAAUACCACGGCCUUUGUUGGGUACGAUAAGCCAGGUGUUUUCCGCAUCCCCCUUCUGUGAGAAAAGGGGCAUCGGGGAUCAAACAUGAAAUCGCUUUGAUACCGGCAAUUGGGCUUCGGUCAAGGCGACAGAGAUGGAAAAGUAAAACAAAAUCUAUACACCGGUUUGCAGUCAAGUGGAAUUCCAAGUUAAAUACCGCUGAUACCGCCUAAUCCAGCCAUCAUAGUUGCCGUGUCGAUCCCAAACAGAAGGAAAAGUUAACCAUCGAAAACUUUCAUAGAUUAGGUUCUGUCUCCACUUGUCCUUUCUUAUUCCUCGCGUCUAAGACCCCUUGAUUGGCCUUUUUGAAUUUCCAACACUUAAGGUGAGGACAAAAGCAUUUAAUUUUGACUAAAAUGGAACGGGUCUUUGAAAAAUACGCAGUCACCGGCAUAUCCGAUCAAUUUUCGGCAUAAAGGAACUUUAGUUUUAAAAUUAUCACCAGGAGAGUACCACCUGAGAUUUUUUUUUGCUACCUUCGCCCAAGAAGUCCGCUACAGUUUUGCCUGCCUAUCGUUAAAAGAUCCUCCACUUUUUUGCAAUGCAACCUUCUACCGCUUUUCAGGAAACCUUGUACUUCAGAAUUCCGAGGAAAAGUGGCAGGCCACUGGGGAUUCGCCCAUCCUCUACGGAACCGCCCAAGGCGGCCUCGGCUUGCUCACACAAAUUUCUCCAGUACUCUUCGCCUUCCUCAAAGAGGUGGAGUCCCGCAUCGCCAAUCUGAUUGUGCCCGUCGGUGGCUUUGCGCACGAGAACUGGCGCGCUUUCAAGGCUGACAAGGUUAUUCGCAUGGCACACAACUUUGUCGAUGGCGAUCUCGUUGAGACAGUGCUUGAUCUGAAUGCUGAAGAGAAGGCUAAGCUUGUUGAAGGCCUGCGAAUCCCUGUACGUCACUUCCCGUCCCUUACCCAUGUGUACUUCCCAACUUCCCUCGCUUACACUUUCUGAUCUGUUUUAGGCCACAAUGGCGCUGUUUGGAUCCGCCGGCUCUUCUAUGGGGGCUGAACCGGAGACGCGACCCUGCACUGUAGAGGACCUCGUCAAGGUGGUUGAGGAGAUGGCCAGUUUGCACUGA
Molecule: messenger RNA, 25808 nt
Organism: Spirometra erinaceieuropaei
Lineage: Eukaryota; Metazoa; Platyhelminthes; Cestoda; Diphyllobothriidea; Diphyllobothriidae
Source: the annotation of a GenBank genome assembly